AUGAUUGAUCCUUAUUUAAUGGAAAACAAUGUUAUUCCAAGACUAAGUAUUAAACAAACUAUUUGAUUAGCAUUUAACUUUAGAAGAGUUUGUUUUAUUAAUUCUAAAUAAUUGUAAAUAAUCUUAUUAUUAAUUUAGAUAAUAUGGUUUAAUUAGGAGACAUAUUUUUAAAAUUGACUUCAAUUAAUUAAUCAAUUCAUAUCAAAGUAAUUAGAUCAUUACAUAAAAAAUCAUUAUGAAUUAUUAAUUUAAGAUCUUAAAGAUGUAAUAUUAAAAAUAAUUAGAAAUCUUAAUUAUGUGAUAAUGAAAAUAUUAUUGAAGCCUUACAGAAAAUUAAAUUUAUUUAAUAAAGACUUUAAGAUAAUUAUGUCAUUUGAUACAAUUAAAUAAAGAAAUUAUUGCCAAUAAAAUAAAGCAGCAAAAUAGCAAUAUAAAUGCGUAAAUAACUUCAACAGUUUAGUGUUCAAUUAAAAUUGCUUAAAUCUUUAGCUUAAUAGUAGAAUAAUAUUCUAAAUAUAACAGAUGCUUAAAGAGUGGCAAAUGCAUUAUUUAAAAUUGAUAGACUGCAAAUCAAACAAUUUUAAUAUUUCAAAAGUAAUCAAGCAUAAAUAAAAUAGGUUGAAGAAAUAUUAUAGGUAAGUGUAACUAGAAAGUUUGAGGAUUCACUCUAAAUUAAGAGUGUUUCUGAUUUAACAUAAUGUUUAGGAAUAUUUUAUAGUCUUGGUAGAUUAUCUGAAAUACUUGAAUUGAAAUGUAAUUAAAUAAUAAAAUAAAUAAGUGAGCAAUAUAAGAUAUUAUAAAAUUCUAAAUCCUUUUUACCAGACUAUAGAAAUCGAAUAAAAAAUGAAUUAAAUUAAAUGAUACUAAUUUGGUUAAUAUAUUAAGCAAUCAAUUAAAGUAAUUUGAUAUCUAUUUCAGCUGAUCAAUAUCAUUUAAUAACUAUAACAAGUAAAAGUAUGAGUUUACUUACAACAAUUUAGUUCACUUUUAUCCAAUCAUUAAAGAUAUAUAUUAUGACUAAUUAAUUAUGUUCAGCGAAUAGAUUGUAUAAUUUUAUAUUGAUUAAUUUAGUUGAUAUUUCCAUUAUCCAUUCUAUUAAGUCUUAAUUUAAAUGAACUCUUAGAAUAGAUGAUGUCUUCUUUAAUUGUUUUAAAACCUUUACAUUAAAUGUAGUUUAUAUUACUCUUAAAAGAAUAAAUAAAAAAUCUAGUUAGUGAUGUAUAUGUAUAAGAAAGAGGAUAAACUUAUAUUGAAAAAGUAUAGAAUAUAUUUUAUAUUGAAGGCUUUAAAUACUUUGACAUCAUUUAUUGAUUUUAUUAAAUUAGAAUUGGAAUAAAUCAAAAAUAUGAUGGACAAUCAUUUAAAUUUAUGA
Messenger RNA from Paramecium sonneborni, 1372 nucleotides. NCBI's taxonomy places the organism in Eukaryota, Ciliophora, Oligohymenophorea, Peniculida, Parameciidae. The record is from the annotation of a GenBank genome assembly.